AUGGGCGGGGUUCCCUCUCGCGAUGCGUGUCCGACUUUUUUCUCUCUUCGCUAUGGGUCGCAUGAAAUCGCACUGAUUCCUUUACUUCGUCGUUACUUUUGUAAUGAAAACAAGGAAUUGCGGAAGCAGUUUGUUCGUAUGCGUAAUGAUCCAAGUGUGCGCUACAAUUUCAUGCGUAGUCCAAAGUAUAACAUGAAGGAACUACCACCAGCGUCGUAUACAGAGAAGGAUCUUGACACAUUUCUUGAAGUUAUUGAGGAAACUCUUUAUGAUUCUUUACAGGAAAUGGUCGAAGAUGAGGAUGCCCCACUGCGUCCUGUGCCUUGUGCUGUUUGUUUUGUCUAUGUGAAUGGUCGAGAGGGGACAGACUGUUUCUUAUUCUAUGGUCGGCGCAUAAAUGUUAUUGGGCAGUUUGGUUGUCACCGGUACGAAGAUAAAAAGGACGACGAACCGUGUCUUUACCUACAAAAAGCCAUUUUAAAGGCUGCGGGAGAUCGUACAUUGGAGAGAGUGGUUACGCUUGCCGCGAUGACACUCAAGGAGGAAUUUUUUCGAGCGGUUACGACAGUUAACAGGGAAGCGAAUGCGAGGGAGAUGUUUUUACGCCGUAUUUCCCGUUUGCCUCUCGUCAGCAGCACGUUUUGGAAUAGCUACCCGGUGCUGAAAUUCCUGUACGACACCGCCGCCUGGUCUUGGAGCGUGGGCAAUGUGCAGGAGCACAAUGAUGCCCC
Trypanosoma cruzi is the source of this 731-nucleotide messenger RNA. RefSeq lists its product as uncharacterized. NCBI's taxonomy places the organism in Eukaryota, Euglenozoa, Kinetoplastea, Trypanosomatida, Trypanosomatidae. The annotation marks the transcript as partial. The transcript has a single exon. The record is from RefSeq and is a predicted model, not a curated record.